AUGGGGUUGUAUCAUUUGGCUAUUGGAUUAGUUUCAUUUCUUUCGAUGGUGAGUGGUGCAAUGACCAUAGGUGCCAACUGGGGAACGCAAGCAAGCCACCCUUUGGAUCCAGCAAUUGUGGUGAGGCUACUUAGGGAAAAUGGAAUCCAAAAGGUUAAGCUUUUUGAUGCAGAUUAUGAUACUCUAAAAGCUCUUGGUAAGAGUGGGAUUGAGGUCAUGGUUGGUAUCCCAAAUGACAUGCUUGCUACUCUGGCUACUAGCAUGAAGGCUGCUGAGAAAUGGGUUUCCGUUAAUGUCUCCACACAUGUCACCAAAAAUAAUGUCAACAUCAGAUAUGUUGCAGUUGGAAAUGAACCUUUCUUGCAAACGUACAAUGGAAGCUUUCUCAGAGCAACCUUCCCUGCUCUCCAGAAUGUCCAGGCUGCUCUGGUAAAAGCCGGGCUUGGCCGUACAGUAAGUGUCACUGUCCCUCAGAAUGCUGAUGUCUAUGAGAGCUCAAGUGGUCUUCCUUCUGAUGGUGACUUUCGAGCUGAUAUCCGUGAUCUCAUGCUUACCAUCGUCAAAUUCUUAAACGAUGCCACUGCCCCCUUCACUGUGAAUAUCUAUCCUUUCAUAAGCCUCUACACUGAUUCCAACUUCCCGGUUGAUUAUGCCUUCUUUGAUGGCAAUGCAAAUCCUGUAAAUGAUGGUGGCGCAUCCUACUAUAACAUGUUUGAUGCUAACUAUGAUACUCUCGUGCAUGCUCUACAAAAGAACGGGUUUGCGAAUUUGCCUAUCAUUGUUGGAGAGAUUGGAUGGCCAACUGAUGGAGACAGGAAUGCUAACAUAGAAUAUGCCCGGCGGUUCAACCAAGGUUUCAUGUCACAUAUUUCAAGUGGGAAAGGGACCCCAAUGAGGCCUAAUACUGGUAUUAAUGCCUUUUUGUUUAGUUUGAUUGAUGAGGAUGCAAAAAGUAUUGAUCCUGGGAACUUUGAACGGCACUGGGGGAUAUUUACAUUUGAUGGAAUACCCAAAUACGCCCUCAACCUUGGCACAACAAAUGCUGGAACUUUAAUUCCAGCAAAAGGAGUCCAGUACCAGGGCCGUAAAUGGUGUGUGAUGAAGCAAUCAGCCAAGCUUGAUGACCCACAAGUGGCACCAAGUGUAAGCUAUGCCUGCGGACUAGGUGACUGCACUAGCCUUGGUUAUGGGACAUCAUGUGGAGAUUUGAAUGCUUGGGGGAACAUUUCAUAUGCAUUUAACAGUUACUUCCAGAUGCAGGAUCAACAUGACGAUGCAUGCAAGUUUCCAAACCUUUCCACAAUAACCAAGACAGAUCCAUCUACUUCAACUUGCAGAUUUGAGAUAAUGAUUCAGCCAUACUAUGGAGGUGCGGCAGAGACACUCGGACGAGCCAAGAAGGCACUAGGUUUGGUUGCAGGUCUCAUCCUAUUUUUCCUAACUAUUGUGUAA
Molecule: messenger RNA, 1452 nt
Organism: Dovyalis caffra
Lineage: Eukaryota; Viridiplantae; Streptophyta; Magnoliopsida; Malpighiales; Salicaceae
Source: the annotation of a GenBank genome assembly